AUGGGUGCCUGCUGCAGUAGCGAUAGCGGAGCUGAACCUGCUCCAAAGCUUGCGACUCCAGUCAUUGCACCACCUGAUCCGGCUCCAGCUCCAACACCGACACCAGCUCCAGCACCAGCGCCAGCUCCUGCCCCCGCUCCAACACCAGCUCCUGCUCCGACACCGGUGCCAGCUCCAGUUGCCGCGGUAGCACCCGUACCAGCGCCUGCUCCUGAACCAGCACCAGCGGCCAACAAUGCUCCGGCACCAUUUCGCGGAGGAGGUGCCUACAAAGGUUGGGCCCCGCCAUCAAAGGAGUGGGAUCAGUCCACAGCCAAGAAAUCGGAUGAGACUCGAGUUGAAGUACAGGAUGAGUGGGACGAGGAAGGGAAUCUAACUCGCACGACCACCACGAAGACCAUAACUCCAGAUAAGAAGGUCAAGAUAGAAGCGACAGUAGAGGAGAUUCCAGCGGAAGAGGCCAAGAAAUACAGAAACUAA
Molecule: messenger RNA, 480 nt
Organism: Cylindrotheca closterium
Lineage: Eukaryota; Bacillariophyta; Bacillariophyceae; Bacillariales; Bacillariaceae
Source: the annotation of a GenBank genome assembly